Molecule: messenger RNA, 2783 nt
Organism: Bombina bombina (fire-bellied toad)
Lineage: Eukaryota; Metazoa; Chordata; Amphibia; Anura; Bombinatoridae
Gene: KRIT1
Product: KRIT1 ankyrin repeat containing
Exons: 18
Coding region: 293-2524 (743 amino acids)
Biological process (GO): cell redox homeostasis; negative regulation of angiogenesis; regulation of establishment of cell polarity
Cellular component (GO): cytoskeleton; plasma membrane
Molecular function (GO): protein binding
Source: RefSeq, a predicted model, not a curated record
CGAGUAAAGGCAGUCGGCCUCCCAGACUGAGUGAGUCUGCCCCGUCCAGCACACACCCACUGCCCGUGUCUGCCGAGUCGGGACCGCCCUCUACCGUGAGGAACCAGAGGAAGUGAGUGGAUCUCCGUUAGGCGCGGUAUAAGGGCUGGAUUUGCUACUGUUUUGCUUCAUCUGCAUCUACAGUCAGACGUGAAAACAAAAACAUUAACAGCAUGUGAAGGGCACUCUGAGAAGGGGCCAUCUUGAGCCCUCUGCUUAUUUCAACAUCAAAAUAUACAAUUGUUGCGCUAGCAUGGGAAGCCCCACUGAUGCAGAAGAUGUUUACGUUGCAGUGAUCCGACCAAAGAAUGCUUCAAGCCUCAAUUCACGAGAAUAUCGAGCAAAACUGUACGAAAUUUUAAUGAUCGAGGUUCCAGUAGACGGUCAAAAGAAAAAACGAAAGAAACUUUUGCUGGAAACUAAACUUCAUGGUGAAAAAGAUGCAACACAGGAGAUACUGGACUAUGUUUUGGAAUCCACCAAAUCAAUAUCUCCUGCUAACCAAGGACUCAAAGGAAAGAGAGUUGUAUUUAUGAAAAAGUUUGCACUUGAUGGUGAAAAGACCGGCCUAGAGGCAACUUUUUUUCUGGUACCAACAGCUGUAAAAGAUAAUACAAAGAGCCCUUAUAAUCCUGGAAGCCCGGUGUUUUAUUGUUUCCAAGAUAUCAUGCGGGUCUGCAGUGAAUCCAGCACUCAUUUUUCUACCAUCACAGCACGGAUGUUAAUUAGUCUGGACAAGUGGCUGGAACAGCAACAUUCACAGUCUCAUGCGAUCUCAGCAUUAUUCAGGCCAUCUCCCCUGGAGCGAAUAAAAUCCAAUGUUACAAACCCAGCAUAUGCCACGGACGCGGGUCAGACUGAGGACUCUCUGCAUAUGGGCUACACUGCUCUGGAAAUAAAAAGCAAAAUGAUGGCUCUAGAGAAAGCAGAUAUGUGCAUCUAUAACCCUUUGUUUGGAUCAGAUCUUCAGUACACAAAUAGGGUGGACAAAGUGGUAAUAAACCCGUAUUUUGGGCUUGGAGCACCAGAUUAUUCAAAGAUACAAAUUCCAAAAAGAGAGAAAUGGCAAAGAAGCAUGAGCAGUGUGAUGGAGGAUAAAGAGCGCCAGUGGGUUGAUGAUUUCCCACUACAUCGCAGUGCCUGUGAGGGUGAUGUCACAAUACUAAACCGUCUGUUGGAUGAGGGCUGCUCUGUGAACCAGCUAGACAAUGAUCAGUGGGCACCAAUCCACUAUGCAUGUUGGUACGGAAAGGUUGAAGCGACAAGCUUGUUACUGGAGAAAGGGAAAUGUAAUCCUAACCUAUUAAACGGACAGCUGAGUUCCCCUCUUCAUUUUGCUGCUGGGGGCGGACAUGCCGAAAUUGUGCAGAUUCUCCUCAACCACCCAGAGACAGACAGACAUAUUUUAGAUCAGCAAGGGCGGUCACCGCUAGACAUUUGUGAAGAGAACAAGCAGAACAAAUGGGAAGAAGCAGCUAAACUUCUUAAGGAUGCAGCCAAUAAGCCGUACGAAAAGGUGCGCAUCUAUCGAAUGGAUGGGUCAUACCGCUCUGUUGAGUUGAAGCAUGGGAACAACACUACUGUACAGCAGAUUAUGGAGGGGAUGCGUUUGUCACAAGAUACUCAGCAGUAUUUUGCCAUAUGGAUUUGUUCAGAGAACAUAAGUCUUCAGCUGAAGCCAUUUCACAAACCCUUGCAGCAUGUCCGGGACUGGGCAGAUAUAGUCGCAGAAUUAACCAACCUGGAUCCCCAGAGAGAAUCGCCCCAGUUGUUCCUCAGGAGGGAUGUCAAGUUGUCAUUAGAAAUAGAGAAAAAAAUUGAAGAACCUCUGGCCAUACUCAUUCUUUUUGAUGAAGCCAGAUAUAACCUGCUGAAAGGUUUCUACCCAGCAACAGAUGUGAAGCUAAUCACUCUCGCCAGCCUUCUCCUACAGAUAGUCUAUGGAAACUAUGAAAGCAAGAAGCACAAACAAGGUUUUCUUAAUGAAGAAAACCUAAAAUCCAUAGUGCCAGUCACUAAAGUAAAAAGCAAAGCACCUCACUGGGCAAAUCGAAUUCUUCACGAGUACAAGAACGUAAGUGCAAGUGAGGGCGUGAGCAAGGAAAUGCACCACCUUCAGCGCAUGUUCCUGCAGAACUGUUGGGACAUUCCCACCUAUGGAGCAGCAUUUUUCACUGGACAGAUAUUUACGAAAGCUAGCUCCAACAACCACAAAGUCAUCAGAGUGUAUGUUGGAAUUAACAUAAAGGGUCUUCAUCUACUCAAUCUGGAAACCAAGGCCCUACUGAUUAGUUUAAAGUUUGGUUGCUUCAUGUGGCAGUUGGGAGAUGCGGAUUCCUGUUUCCAAAUUCACAGUCUGGAAAAUAAAAUGAGUUUUAUUGUUCAUACUAAACAGGCUGGCCUUGUCGUAAAGCUGCUGAUGAAAUUAAGUGGUCAGUUUGCUCCCACUGACCUAAACGUAACAGAGAGAUAUGGCUAUGGUUAACAGACUCCUGCAGCACUUUAUAGACACUCCCCGUCUGGAGACUGGACAGACUGAAUAAUGGAUUUUUUUAUUUUUUUUAUCAUAAAUAGCAACAUUUAUUAAAUCAGUGUUGGCUAUAAAUAUUUUUUUAAUGAUUUUUGUUUUUAUAUUCAAGAUGCCCAUUGCUUACCAGAAAUGCUGCACAUUGUUCUGAAGUAAUAAGAACCAUAAUGUAUUUAUUUAGUUGGUUAUAAAUAAUGAGAUGAUUGAGCAACCCCAA